Oikopleura dioica is the source of this 3987-nucleotide messenger RNA. Lineage: Eukaryota; Metazoa; Chordata; Appendicularia; Copelata; Oikopleuridae. The record is from the annotation of a GenBank genome assembly.
AUGAGUUAUAAGCGAUUUAUUGAAGAACCAUAUCGUUUACCGGCUCUUUCUUGUGAUAAAGAGUAUCACAAACGAGUCAAACUUAAUCCAAGUGUUUCUCGUUCUAAAACUGCCAAGAUUCUACGCUGGGUGCGCAAUGGUUGUUAUCAUUCAAAAAAGGAUAAUGACCAAAAAGCUAGUUUUGGUCAAGAUGAAAUCGAUGCUUCUGCUUUUUCUAAAUCGACUGCGGCCAAAUCGAGAAUUAUUCAAGGGUUUAUCGCCAGUGAAAAUAGUUCUUUUGAUGAUGAUGAAGAGUACCGUAGAGCGGCAUGGGAAAAUCUUGAAGAGGAAGCGCAGGCGCACGAUGCCGCAAAAGAGAGCCACGUUGCAUUGAAUAGGGGCGCUGCUGCUUUUUUGGAUACUUGUGCGGAUGAUGAGUCGAGUGCUUCGCCGCGGCAAGACACCGCCGCGCCGUACGACAGGCCGUACGGCACCGCUGAUGCUAUUUCUGUCAAUCUUGCUCGGGAUGGUGAGAUACUUUUGGAUGAUGGUGAUAAUAAUUCUACUAUCAACUUGACAGGGCAAAGUCGCCGGCGACGUCUGGCGCUAGAUUCUGAUUCUGAUACUACACAAGUGCCGCAACGCGAGCCUAAUACUUUUGCAACUGAUGUCUCAUCUGAUGGUGGGGGUGAUGACGAUAAAAUAUCUGUGGAUUUGGUAUCACCUUGUUCUCUCAUUAGCGAUGAUUCUGAUUACAGUCAAACUUAUGCACCGAUUCUAAAUGUUAUUUCGUCGACGCCAAACAUUUUUGAUAGUGAAACAAGAUUUAAAAUAUUGCCUGAUUCGUGUGUCAAAACGAUGCCCAGAUGUAAAAACAGCAAAUGUUUAUUUACUACCGAGAAAAAGGCAAAAAUGGACCGUCAUAUUGCUACAUGUCGACAAGAUACUGAAUAUAUUUUCCGGCAAAGUGUACAGGGCGACGAUGUCAAUGCGUUUAUAGAGCAGUUGGUUGAAGAGGGAUAUUUGCCUUCUGUCGAUUAUACACAAAAGUUUUUUGCUACAUACGACAUUGAAUCGUUGAUGAGCGAGGGUCCGUUUUCAAAGAAGGAAAAGUUUCACAAUUUGGUAACCCUGGCGUCGUUUACUUCUGAUAAGCAAAAAGAAAUAUUCUAUUGCAAGGAUUUCAGAUAUGAAUCGACUAUUCUAAUGAUUGCUCAAUAUAUCAAGCAUCUUGAGGAAUUGCGCGACGAGAUGAUUGAAGAACUGCCCGAUUGCAUUACUCAAGGGAUACAUUUUUAUUCAGCUCGUGUCAACGACAAGGAACUUCGUGAGCAUACAUCUCCGGAAGAUCUUCAAAUGAUGCGCAAAAAGUUAAAUUACCUCAAGGAUUUUCAAAAAUUGAAAAUUUAUGGCUGGUUUUCCGAAACAUACGAUAUGCCUGUUCUCUAUCCUCUUUUAAUUGCCGUUCUUUAUGAGUUUGCUGGACGCGAUGCAAAGCAAAUUAAUAUUAUAAAGCGAGGUGCUGGCUACAUGUUGAUUGAAGCGCUUGGUCUAAGUUUUAGAGAUUUUAAAAACUACACUGCUCCGAUGAAAUUAGACAAGUUGGCUCGCUCAUGUGGCUUAGAUCCGGAUCAUUACUGCAAGGGUGAUUUUCCUUAUGAGUGGUACACAACGACUGAACAACUUAUGUCUUCAAAAAAGUUUGCUGCAUAUUCGGCUUUUCACUCGACGCUUAGUUCGAUCAAGAAGGGGCGCGAAAAAUUUCCAGUUGAAAUGAAUUCUAUAAUUCAUGAAAAAGUAUCAAUGAAACUUUGGGAUGAGCUGGACAUUCAACCCAUUAUAAAUUUUUUGAAUUUGAAAAAUUUAAAAAGCGAUCCAGUUGUCAAAGAUGCUAUCAAAAACAAAGAGUGCAAUUUUACAUCUGCUCAAGAAUUUUACGAUUUAAAAGUUGCUCAAUUAAAGAGUUUGUUAAAAUUCGACAAAGAGAAGAAUUGCUUUCAAUGUGAUCCUCUUGAUGAGAAAGCUCUCGACUUUUUCAAUUUCUCUCCAAAGAAAUACGCCGACAGUGUUGACUUGUGGAGCGUCAUGGAAAGACAAUUUCGAAGAAAGCCUUCAAUGAUGGAGUUUUUAUUUGAAUAUAAUUUCAACGACGUGAAACUUUUGGAAGGGGCAAUCAGUUGCUAUGCCAAAAAGUAUUCUGAAAAGUUUGGCAUAGGAUUGCAUUGUGAUCUGUCAAUUGCAACAACAGCUCAGAAGCUUGCGUUUGUCAUGUACGAUAAAGAAUGUCCGCCAAUUUAUUCAAUUCCUCCGUCACAUGCCUUUUUUUAUCGAAAAUGUCGAGAAAAAUUGUCUGGCGGAAUCUGUCAAGUUUUGCAUAGGGCCGUAUUUCUCAAUCGUGGUGAUGACGAUAAUAUUCCAAAAGGUGCGCGGCUGGCUCCAAAUGGAAAACCCUUCAAGAAAUGUGAAUUAUUGGACUAUAAUUCACUCUAUCCAGCUAUUUUUCGCGGGCCGAUGCCUUGCGGUCCUGGUAUUUUUUAUCAUCCACAGCAAAUGCAAUAUUCGAACGCAAGAGUAAAGACGAUCAAUGGCGAACCUGAAACGCGUUUUUUUUCAGAAGGUCUUUUUGCUCAGCGAGAAAACACAAGUCUUGAAUCGAUAAAAUGGCUAGAAUAUCUGAAUUGGAAAGAAGGCGGUUAUAAUGGUAAAAUUCAGCAUUCUUACAACAGAAAAGAAAUCAAAAUUGGUGGUUAUUCUGUCGAUGGCUAUGUUGAAUUGGAUGAAUAUAUAUCACCAUUUUCCCGUGUCAAAAAGAAGAUCAUUUUCGAAUUUCGAGGCUGCUCUUAUCACGCUUGUCCUUGGUGCAAGCGUAAGCCUUACUUCGGACAAAAAGUAAAAGUUUCCGGUGGUGCUAAGUACAAGAAAAUUACUGUGGAUGAGCUGAGGGCUCGCGAUGACGCUCGGUUGCACACAAUCGUAGAGGCACUCAGACGGGGCGAUGACAUUGAGCGAGGAGCGCCCAAUCCUGUUCUAGUUACAAAUGAGGAUAACAGUGACGACGGUGACGAAGAAGGGUUCACGCCUGUUGAGGGUCCAACAAAUUUUCAUCACGAAAUCAAAAUCAAAUAUGCAUGCAGAUGGUUAAAACAAUGGAGCAGUUUAGAAAUGAUGAAUAAACCUCCUUUUUCAAAGAGCUACCCAUUUUUGUAUCGCGGUUCAAGCUCAAAAUUCAACGGAUUGCAGGAAGGCACCGAAGGAGUAACCGAAGCAAUGUUUAAAGAACUUGUCAACGAGGAUGAUGAAGAGACCGGACAAUCGAAAUUUUUCGGUUUUGCUUUGGUCGAUUUGCGCUCCACAGACAAGAUAAAACAAGAUCAUCCGUUUAUACCGCCAAUUUUUGAUAAAGUGCAUCUGAACCCCGAGGAUGUCCAAGGACAUCUUAAGAAUGUUCUCUCUGAGCGUGAAUUAAAUCGACUCUUUCCCAAAGAAGAAAAUGCUUUUUGCUAUAAUACAACCGAAUAUUUGGCAACAAGUGAAAUGCUUAGGCAUUAUCACAAGCUUGGAAUGGAAUACAAGGUUCAUUGGUUUGUUACUUAUUUUCGUGGAGAACCGUUUAAAAAAUUUGUCAAUAAAAUGGUUGCAGAUCGAGUUGCUUCGGAAAAGAAUGGAGACGUUGCGGGUCAAACCGUAGCAAAACUGUUGAUGAACGGAUGCAUCGCUCAAGCUGCUGGUGAUGAACCUCACGCAAAAAUAAUCAAAAAAUCUGCUAAAGGAUGCAACGAUGGCGUUCCAUUAUCUUUUUACGAAUAUCUAAUUGCCAUUUUUGGUAGUGAUUACAACCAGCGAAUCAAGAAGAGCAUCCCUCAAAUUCAACUUGACAGGAAGCGAGAACGUAUGAAGACUUGGGUCAUGCACAAGAAAGUCAUCAAUCCUAUUUUGUCGAAAAGAAUCAUCUGCGAUGAUAAGGUCAGCACUCUUCCCCUUCGAAGAUAUGACGGCGAAUUGAUUUAA